GCUUUCUCUCUCUCCCUGCCUCCUUGCGCUCCUCUCUCUCUGCCUCCUUGCGCUCUUCUCUCUCUACCUCCCUGCGCUCCUCUCUCGAUCUCUUCUGAGCACCACAUCUCUCCGGAUCCGCCGGCCUCGACCUCGUGCAUGGCUGGAACCGCCGGCCUCGACCCCCAAGCUUCCCUCUCCAUCUCCUCCCUUCCCCACGCCGGCGGCUGGCUGGCCCCGGAGGCGGCAGCUGGAUCCGGCCUCCCCCGUCCCGUCGCCGCUGGAUGGGGGAGCCAUGGCCCCGGCGCCCCCGGAUCCGGCAGCCCUCCACCGCCGCCCGUCCCAUCGCCGGAUCCGGCCUCCUACAGCCGAACAACAGCCGGAUCCGGCCUCCCCGCCGCCAACGGCGAGCCGCGCUUUGCCGGUGGAGAUGACGAGGCCGCCGUCGUGGAGUCUCACCGCCGUGGAGUGGCCAUGGAGUCUCGUCGCCGUGGAGUCGCGUCGUGGAUUAGGGAUUAGGGAUUCGAUAUGUGAUUUGGGAUUAGGGAACGUGAGGGCCGGGAGGGCCAUUUCUAUUUUACUUUUUUCCAAAAACUACAUCAGUGUCGGUUGUGUUUGGUGCCCGCCACUGAUGGGUUAUACAUCGCUACGCAAGAAAUUAGUGACAGGCGGUCCGUCCAUUACUGAUAGCCAUUUUCGGCCGUUACUGAUAAACGUUUUUGUAUUACUGUAUGUUGUUUGACCUUAGAAGUCAACAUCCAAGAACAAGAGAGUUACAGGUAUUUACUACUAGAUAUUGAUUUUUCCAACACUAAA
Messenger RNA from Brachypodium distachyon (stiff brome), 795 nucleotides. RefSeq names its product translation initiation factor IF-2-like. The record is from RefSeq and is a predicted model, not a curated record. Lineage: Eukaryota; Viridiplantae; Streptophyta; Magnoliopsida; Poales; Poaceae. The coding region runs from base 139 to 498 and encodes 119 amino acids. The transcript is spliced from 2 exons.